Molecule: messenger RNA, 3600 nt
Organism: Aspergillus affinis
Lineage: Eukaryota; Fungi; Ascomycota; Eurotiomycetes; Eurotiales; Aspergillaceae
Product: chromosome segregation protein SMC
Exons: 4
Coding region: 1-3600 (1199 amino acids)
Biological process (GO): mitotic sister chromatid cohesion
Cellular component (GO): chromosome
Molecular function (GO): double-stranded DNA binding; protein binding; ATP binding
Source: RefSeq, a predicted model, not a curated record
AUGUAUGUCAAGCAGAUCAUCAUCCAGGGCUUUAAAAGCUACAAGGAUCAAACGGUCAUCGAGCCGUUCUCCCCGAAGCACAAUGUCAUCGUCGGCCGCAAUGGUUCCGGCAAAAGCAACUUUUUCGCGGCCAUUCGAUUCGUCCUCAGCGAUGCGUACACUCACAUGGGUCGCGAGGAGCGACAGGCUCUCCUCCACGAGGGUUCGGGCUCUGCCGUAAUGUCCGCGUACGUGGAAAUCAUCUUCGAUAAUUCAGAUGACCGGUUCCCCACCGGCAAGCCGGAAGUUGUGCUGCGUCGAACCAUCGGCCUGAAAAAGGACGAAUAUACGCUGGAUCGCAAAAACGCCACCAAAUCCGAUGUCAUGAACCUGCUCGAAUCCGCCGGUUUCUCGCGCUCCAACCCCUACUACAUCGUGCCCCAGGGUCGGGUGACGGCUUUGACUAAUAUGAAAGACCCGGAGCGACUGAACCUGCUGAAGGAGGUGGCAGGUACGCAGGUCUACGAAGCGCGCCGUGCUGAAUCCUUGAAAAUCAUGCACGAGACCAACAACAAACGAUCCAAGAUUGACGAACUCCUGGACUUCAUCAACGAGCGUCUGUCCGAGCUCGAGGAGGAGAAGGACGAGCUGAGAAACUAUCAGGAUAAGGAUAAGGAACGAAGAUGCUUGGAAUACACCAUUUACUCUCGCGAGCAACAAGAAAUCGGCAGCUUCCUGGAUAACCUGGAGGAACAGAGACAAACGGGCGUUGAGGAUACUGACCUGAACCGUGAUCGGUUUAUCCAAGGUGAAAAGGAAAUGGCACAGGUUGAUGCAGAGAUUGCCGAAUGCAAACAACAGAUCGAAUUCCUGAAGGUCGACAAAUCGCAGCUGGAGGAUGAGCGUCGCGAGGCUUCGAAAACCCUGGCACAGGUCGAACUCCAGGCUAAAUCUCUUACCGACAAUCAAGCUGCCGCCCAGGAUUUGAAAAGACGCCAUGACGAAGACCUGGAUUCUGUCCAGGCGGCCAUUAAAGAACGCGAGGGAGAAUUGCAGGACCUUAUUCCCCGCUUCAAUGCCGCCAAAGACGAGGAAGAUGCGGUCAAGGCGCAACUCACCGAGGCCGAGACCUCCCGUCAACGUCUGUACGCAAAGCAAGGUCGGAAUUCACGCUUCAAGAACAAGUCGGAGCGCGACAAGUGGCUCCAGGCGGAAAUCAAGGAUAACUAUUCCUCCAUAUCUACCGUGCAAGGGGUAGUAUCGCAAACUCAAACAGACAUUGCGGAGCUUGAAAAUGAGAUUGCGCUCCUGGAGCCGGAGACUGAACGGCUACGCAAGCAAAUUGACGGUCGGGGUGACACGAUCCAGUCUGUCGAACAAGAAGUUCAGAAUGCCAAGGAUGAAAGAGAUCGACUGAUGGACCAGAGGAAAGAACUGUGGAGGGAAGAGGCGAAGCUCGAUUCUAUUCUUUCCAAUGCCUCAAAUGAAGUUGAUCGCGCAGAGCGCAAUCUUUCUCAGAUGAUGGAUCACAACACGAGUCGAGGAAUUGCAGCUGUUCGGAGAAUCAAGCGCCAGCACCAAAUCGAGGGUGUUUAUGGCACGUUAGCCGAGCUUUUUGAUGUUAAUGACAGAUAUAGAACCGCCGUUGAGGUUACGGCCGGGCAGAGUCUUUUCCACUACGUUGUCGACACAGAUGAGACGGCUACAAAGGUCCUGGAGAUCCUGCAGCACGAAAAGGCAGGCAGGGUGACCUUCAUGCCUCUGAACAGACUGCGGUCAAGACCGAUCAAUAUGCCGAAAGCUAGUGACACCAUUCCGAUGAUCGAGAAGCUGCAGUACGAUCGAGCUUACGACAAGGCGUUUAACCACGUGUUUGGCAAGACUAUCAUCUGCCCGAACCUGCAAGUGGCAGCGCAGUAUGCUCGGAGCCACGGUGUUAACGCUAUAACCCCCGAAGGAGAUCGCUCCGAUAAGAGAGGUGCGUUGACUGGUGGUUUCCACGAUUCGCGCCAAUCUCGACUCGACGCCGUGAAGCAUCUGGCUAAAUGGAGGGAUGAGUUCGAGACGAAGAAAAAUCGUGGAACGGAGAUUCGGAAGGAAAUCGAGAAACUAGACCAAAUCAUCACAAAAUCAGUCGGCGAAUUGCAGAAGCUUGAGCAGCAAAGACACCAAGUACAGAACAGCAGCGGACCGCUUCGUCAUGAGUUGAGAAGCAAGCGUGACCUCCUUCAGAAGAAGAUCGACAAUCUUGAUGCUAAGCGGCGCGCACUCCGAAAUAUCGAGGGUAACAUGGCUGCUUUGACCGACCAGGUCAAUGCAUUCGAGGCAGAACUCAAGUCACCAUUCCAGAAGGCUCUAAGUAACGAGGAGGAAGCCAAUCUUGAGAACCUCAAUGCCGCGGCCCAGGAUCUCCGCCGACAAUACCAGGAGCUGUCUAGCCGGCGCAGUGAGCUGGAGGGCCGCAAGUCUGUUCUCGAAGUUGGGCUGCAGGAGAACCUCAACCCUCGUCUUGACCAGCUGAUUGGCCAAGAUCCCGACAUGGCUGAUGACGACAGCCAGGGCAACUUGAAAGAGACUCAGAGAGAGAUGAAGCGUCUCCACAAGGCUCUGGAGAAGUUAGGCCAGCGUCUUCAACAAGUGGAUGACUCGAUCGACCACACCAAUUCCCAGGUGGCUGAACUUGGGCAACGAAAUGCGGAAACGCGGCGAGAAUUGGAGGAGUUGGCCAAGUCCAUUGAAAAGCACCAGCGCCGCAUGGAAAAGAGCAUGCAAAAGAAAGCUGCGCUGACGAAGCAGGCGGCCGAAUGCGCAGCCAACAUCCGCGACCUUGGCGUGCUUCCGGACGAGGCGUUCACCAAGUACAAAAACACGGACUCGAACGCGGUCGUUAAAAAACUCCACAAGGUCAACGAGAGUCUCAAGAAGUACUCCCAUGUCAACAAGAAGGCGUUCGAGCAGUACAACAGCUUCACGAAACAGCGGGAGGUGCUCACCUCGCGACGGGAAGAACUGGAAGCAUCCCAGAAAUCUAUCGACGACCUUAUCAACGUGCUCGAUCAAAGAAAGGACGAAGCUAUCGAACGAACCUUCAAGCAGGUGUCGCGUGAAUUCCACAACGUCUUCGAGAAGCUCGUGCCCGCCGGACGUGGGCGCUUGAUCAUCCAGCGAAAGACCGACCGUGCCAUGAGACAAGAAGAUGCCCUUGAGUCGGACGACGAGGAGGCCCAGCAAAGCGUGGAGAAUUACGUCGGAGUUGGAAUCAGUGUCAGCUUCAACAGUAAGCAUGACGAGCAGCAACGUAUCCAGCAGCUUAGUGGCGGACAAAAGAGUCUCUGUGCCCUGGCCCUAGUCUUUGCUAUCCAGGCCUGCGACCCGGCCCCAUUCUACCUAUUCGACGAGAUCGACGCCAACCUCGACGCGCAGUAUCGAACCGCCGUUGCCCAGAUGUUAAAAUCCAUCUCCGAUUCCACCAACGGGCAGUUCAUCUGCACCACUUUCCGACCGGAGAUGCUGCAUGUGGCAGAGAAGUGCUACGGCGUCAGUUUCCGGCAGAAGGCCAGUACGAUUGAUGUCGUGUCGAGGGAGGAGGCUCUUAAAUUCGUCGAGGAGCAAAAGACGUGA